Prorocentrum cordatum is the source of this 644-nucleotide messenger RNA. NCBI's taxonomy places the organism in Eukaryota, Dinophyceae, Prorocentrales, Prorocentraceae. The record is from the annotation of a GenBank genome assembly.
GAGGCCCCCCGCUGGCGGAUGGCGCGGCGCCAGACGGCGGUGGCGUGGCUGGAGCCCCCGUCUACGACUUGCGGGUGCAGGCCCUCGAGGUCGAUUCUCAGAGUGUGCGAUGUCGCGUGUUCAGGGCUGCCGUCACCAUUCCCACGGUCACGCCGUCUGCGGAUUGGCCCGUGCGCGGGCCGAGCGCCCUUCCUUGGGUCAGCAAGUUCAUCGUGGCCAACGACGGGCCGCCUGUGGCCAGGCACAACCGCUUCAUGGCGGGGGCCCGCCUCGACGGCCCUGAGCCUGGGGUGGAGGAUCACCUCCGCGUGUGCAUGGCCGUGGGUACGGCCGCCUGCUUUGGCCUGCUGAACAUCAUUGAGAUCGCGUCCUUCGAGUGGCUGGGGCGUUCUCUUCAGGUGCAAGGAGAGCGCCACAGUGGUCGCGACAUCGGGUCUGAGGACAUAGUUGAUUCUCACCUCUUCUGGGGUUCGGACCUCGCCAGAGGCAACGCGUGCGUGGCCCAGCAGCUGCAAGAUCGGAUCGCGCAGGAGCUCGCCAGGGAGAUCUCGGCGAUGAAAGAAAGACGAGGGGCUCGGGAAGAGCGCAUCGCCAGCCGCCAGCCUCGUAACAACAAGAAGGCGGGGGGCAAGGAGCAGGGGUGA